GUCAGUCUGGUCACACUGCUUCAUUAAACAUCAACAACAACUACUACGGUCAUUCUACAUUCUAAUAAAAAACACCAAAAGUGCACUUAGUAGCCCAAAAUAAUAACAAAAUAACAAACGAAAAGUGUAACAAAUUUCCCGCGCAUAAUAUUAAAAGUGAAAAUAACAAAGAAAAGUUAUUUGUGAAACCCGAAACGAACGUGUUUGACUUGGCCUUUUUUCUUCUUUUUCGCCACCAAAAAGACAAAAAAAAAACAGGCUAACAGUGAUUUUUCCGGGGACGCGGCUGAAAGGAAGGAAACCCGUAGAAAAGAAACCCACUUUUGGCAGCAACUUCAAUUCAACUCCCCAAUCCAGAAGUGAACAACAACAAAAAAAAAAUAACUCAAAACUAAAAGGAAAACUAAAAUAAAACGGGGGCGUCUAUAACGCUUGCAUUUGUAUAAGUGGUAUGAUGAGUGAAUGUAUGUGUGUUAGCCAGAACAAGUUGCCAGCGUGUGCGAGUGUGUGCGUUCGAGGGGUUUUUUGAUGUCUGCGCUGCUUUUUUUUCCCAGCCGAGGUGAGCACACAGGUGAAUUAUCGGUGCAUUCGGCUGCCUUGGCAACAGUUCCAUAAAAAAAAACAAAAACAAAAUAAAACCAUCAACCUUAAACCCAUAUACUAAACACAUACAUACACAUAUACAAAUAUAACCUAAACAAAACACACGACAAUCCAUUGAAAAUGCUGCGUUUUCUAAGCCGUCGCAAGGUGCGCAACAACUAUGUGGAUAAUUCAAGAGGGGGCGGUGGUGCUGCCAGUUCCGCGGUGGGCGUGGCUGGGGGUGGUGGUGCCGUCACCAGUGGCGGCAGUUCACAAAUAAAGCCGCAACGUAUCGUGGUCAACAAGAACAAAAUCGACUGCCGCGUCAUUCUACUGGACAACACUGACCUUUCCAUCGAAUUAUCGAAAAAAGCGUUGGGCAGCUUCCUGUAUGAACAGGUCUUCUACGCCCUGGACAUCAUCGAAAAGGAUUACUUUGGGCUGCAGUUCACGGAUGCCAACCAUGUUAAGCACUGGCUGGAUCCCACUAAACCCAUCAAGAAGCAGGUCAAAAUUGGACCGCCUUACACGUUUCGUUUAAAGGUGAAGUUCUAUUCUUCGGAACCGAAUACACUGCGCGAAGAACUAACUCGCUACCUGUUCUUUCUGCAACUAAAACAAGAUCUUCUCGAGGGACGUCUAGACUGUCCGGAUGACAAGUCAACGGAACUCUGCGCUUUGGCAUUGCAGUCUGAACUGGGCGACUAUGAUAAUCAGGAGCAUUCGGCCGCCACCGUCUCCGAAUUCCGUUUUGUGCCCGAGCAAACGGAGGAUCUGGAGAUAGCCAUACUAGACGAGUACAAGACAUGCAGGGGUCUUACGCCUGCCCAAGCAGAGACAGCGUUCUUGAACAAGGCCAAGUGGCUAGACAUGUACGGUGUUGACAUGCACACUGUUCUUGGAAAGGAUGGGUGCGAAUACCACCUAGGCCUCACACCCACUGGCAUACUGGUUUUCGAGCGAGAUCAGAAGAUCGGCCUUUUCUUUUGGCCCAAGAUCAGCAAGCUGGAUUUUAAGAAAAAGAAGUUAACACUAAUUGUAAUUGAGGACGACGACGAGGGCAGGGAGCAAGAACACACAUUCGUCUUCCGUUUGUAUAACGAAAAGGCUUGCAAACAUUUGUGGAAGUGCGCUGUGGAGCACCACACAUUCUUCCGGCUAAGGGCUCCUGUAAAAGGUCCAUCUGCCCGUCAAAACUUCUUCCGCAUGGGUUCGCGCUUCCGGUAUUCAGGUCGUACUGAAUUCCAGACCACUCAGCAGAGUCGAGCCAGGAGAACCGUGCAAUUUGAGAGGCGACCUUCGCAGCGGUUUGCCAGUCGUCAAUCCCACCUUUUGCGAGAACGACAGAAGGCUUCGCAGGAGUCGGCGGCAUCGGCUGUAGCCUCUGUUAAUGCUCGAGCUGCUGCCGCUGCAGCUGCUGCUGCUGCAUCUCAACCGCCUGCACCAGUGACUCCAUUAAUAUCUUCCCACGUUUCCACUCCAACUCCCAGCAACGAUAACAAUAACGAUGCCUUCGACUCGCUCAUUUCCACGGACCAGUUUAUCACUGUAACGCCUUCGCCUUCGGUGCUCACUGUCAUCCAAAACUCAGCCAUUAUUGAACCGGAUGCGGCUUGCAGCGGUUCUAUCAGUUCCUCCUCCCAGGCGGCAGCCAACUUUACCUCGCUGGGCCGAAACUCCCUGAAGUCUAACUUCAGCAACGACGAUCCAGCGUAUAGCAAGAUUGGUUCCAUUGGAAAGGCAGCAGGAUUGACUGUGAAAUUGGAUCAAGACUACACACCGCCGUACUCACCGAACGCUACAAAGAACUUCGAUGAGACCAAUCCGUUUAGAAAUGCAUCGGUCUCCCAUCACGGCAGCUUUGGCAAGGCUUCCAUUAGCUCCGGCCAGCUCAGUGUUAAGAGCGGCUUGUCGGAUAAAGAUAGAGAGCUAGACUCAUUGCUUAAGUCCAUUGUCAAAGAUCCAUCCCCAUCAGUGCUAGCAAAUGAAGCCAUUAACGAUGCUAACAGUAUCAGGGUGACUAUUAACAAGACUUUUGACAUGGACCACAACACGGAGACACUAAAGCGUCUUUCGAACGCCAACGAGAAACCCAAUAACCAAGUGAAGCUGGCCAAUGUGAGCACCACAGCUCUGCCGCCUGGAAACAUCAAGUGCAAUAUCCUAAAAGCUCGCGUUGAGGAGGAACUGGGUGCCGGAGGCAACGCCAAGCUCACCAAUCAGAUGUUUGUGCCGGCCGCCCACAGCAGCAACAUGCAUACGAGCAACACGAACACCAGCAACUGCAGCAGCACCACGACCAACAACAACAACCAUGCACACAGCGAUGGACCGGAUUCCCUGAACGCCACCUACAUAUCAGUGGGAGGCGAUAAGCUGACGCUCAGCAUACCGGAACAUAAACCAGCGACGGGCAGUAGCAGCAGUUCCAGCACUUUAAGCUCCACCACCACCACCAAUGGAAUUACACCCUUUAGCAAUGCCACCUUUGUGUCGGGAUUUAGUGCACCACUCACUCCGCCGUCAUCGUUGCCGGCGAAUCUAAAUAACACUGGGAACGGUGGCACCUCAACCCUUACCAGCGUAACCACCAUAAGCACGCCCAGCAGCCCCACCAACAGUGUUACCACUGCUGCCUCGGAGUCAGUGACGGCUCCCGCUUUGAGCAACGCCUCGGCUGCCGAAAUACUCAUUAAUGAAAUAUUCAUUAACAACAUCAUAAACAAUAAUGCCAGCGGCAGUGGCACUGCCGAAACCGCUGCCAAACCGGCGAGCAGCUCAACGCCCAGUGCUGGCACUCUGCUCUUCUCCACGCUCAGUGAGCAAGAGCGUCUGGAAUCGCAGAAAACCAACCAGCAGAUGAAUCAGAAUCUAAAUCUGAAUCAAAACCACAGCGAAGUAGAUGCGCCGCCGAGUGAAAAGAAAUCUCCGAGCAAUUAUCCGGACAACAGUCGCAUUCCGUUUCCGUCCAGCAGCAGCAACAACAGCAACGAUAUGGUAUCGCCCUGGCUGGUUUCUUCGGAGGUGGUAUCGGCCCCCAAGGGACGCGAGCCGACCAUCAUUCGCAAAUCCGUUAUUACAACCCAGUUGUAAUUAUUGUUUAACUGUAUUCCCUUUUUCGCGUAUAAGCUAAAUGUUCUUAUUUAUAAUUGGUAGCUAUGGAAAUUUAGGCAGACGUAACGUAUUCGUAUUUUAUCGUAGACAAACUUAGACAAGUUUUAAGCAUUCCAAGCGAGAGCAACGACAAAAAGACAAUGAGAGAGCAGGUCCAAUCAAAAGUAAACUGUCCAUAAAUGUGCCUUAAUGAUCUAUAUUUAUAUACUUUACAUAUAUAUCAUAUACACUGAUAUCGAUAUCGAGGAACGAAAUGUGCUAAACCGUGUGUACUUAAUAAAGUAUUCAAUCGCUAAAUGUAAGUGUAUAGACUGGAUUUUUAACAAAAACAAAAACAAACGAAAAACAAACGUGAUGAUGGGCGUUCUGCUUAAUAUACUAGGCCUAUAUUAUAGCUAAGAGAUGUGUGAGGAUCGUUUUAUGUGCAGUAUUCCAAUUAACAAGUAACAGACCACUAAGAACAACGAAAAUUUAAACUGCAACAGCAAAAUUGACUGAAAGUGUAUACAAUAUCAAAAUGAAUUGAAAAUGAAUGCAAGUAUUUUUAAAAUGUACACCCACCAAGGGGUCCCAGAAACGAGAAACUGAUAUACCACCACUCACCAAGAAAAUGUUAAGUGCAAGCAAUCCACUCAAUUAUUUUUUGUCUAAGCAUACAGCGACGAUGUUGAAGCAUUUAAAUGUAUAAAAUAUUCAAUAAAAAGUGCAUUUAUGCAUUAUGUAUACAGUAGAGAA
Drosophila eugracilis is the source of this 4431-nucleotide messenger RNA. RefSeq names its product mucin-5AC. Gene Ontology annotation, molecular function: cytoskeletal protein binding. Gene Ontology annotation, cellular component: cytoskeleton. Lineage: Eukaryota; Metazoa; Arthropoda; Insecta; Diptera; Drosophilidae. The record is from RefSeq and is a predicted model, not a curated record.